Molecule: messenger RNA, 2216 nt
Organism: Perca flavescens (yellow perch)
Lineage: Eukaryota; Metazoa; Chordata; Actinopteri; Perciformes; Percidae
Exons: 5
Coding region: 1396-2016 (206 amino acids)
Source: RefSeq, a predicted model, not a curated record
UUCCCGGGGGGGGUAUACCCCCGGACACCCCUAGGGUGAUUUUGAUGACAUGCUUUUCGAAGAAGAGGUUGCUGUCCAAACUAACUCCUGAUGGUGUGGAUGUGUGAGGAGGGAGACAGAGUGAAUUUACAGAUGGUGAAGCAAAAGUUGUGCGAUGUAUGCAAGAGGAAUUUGGGACCGAUGAUGAUCGUGUCUGAUUUGUCACAGUUAAGUUUGAGAAAGUUGGUUUGCAUCCAUGAUUUAAUUUCACUGAGGCCAAUGGUCAAAGUGGAGUGAGUUGCCGUGGUGAUGAAUUUGGUGGGGAUGUAGAGCUGAACAACAUCGGUAAUGGCGUUACAUUGUCAGGUGUCAUUACAUAUCAGGAAAUUAUGACAUAGAAUAAAAUAGUUGCCAUACAUUAAGUUGUGCAACUUAACUUUGAGAACUACAUUUCACGCUGAGAGUGAGCUCUAUAGGCCUAUACGUAUAUAUAAGUUAUACGCAACCUAUUUUCAUUCAUAUAUUUGAAACAGCUCUGUUACACUAGGCUAGUAGAUGUUGAUCAUCUGUUUCUCCGUGAAGGGGAGAGACAGUAAGAGAGAGUAAAAGAGGUGCUCAACAAUCAGCUGUUUUUCCAAAGUUAGUUCUUUAGGCUGUAUUUUCAUAGAUUUUAAUCUGCUUUAUUGCAAUAAAUUCUGUUGAUUUUGUUCUGUGAUAGUUUCAAUUUUGUCCUUUGUUUUAUAGAUAUUUAUAGAGUCACAAUUAACAUCACAAGAAAUGGAGUUGGAGAAAGUGGUUUUGUUUUAAACUAAAGAAAAACCCACAGCAAACUUUUACUGUUUCUAAAAAUGUAGAUGCUGUGUGAGUUUGGGCCGCGAGUUCUGGGAGGGGGGGCCUCCAAGAUUUUGUGCCCAUGGGCCUCUUCAUUCUAAAUCCGUGCCUGGUCAGGCCUGCACAGCAUGUGGCUAUCAGCGUUACUGGCAGAAUCAAAAUAUGCUGCACCGAAACAUGCCUGCCUGCAAUCUUCAACACCGCGGUGCCAUUCACUUUUUGGGCUGCAUGGCUACUCAGACCAUCAGAAUGCUGAAGCUGUUUGGGCUGCAGUGCAUCAGUGCAAGCACUUUUUUCCACCAUCAGCGCCUCUACACAAUUCCUACCAUCAUGCAGGCCUGGCAGAAUGGGAUCAUCAGAGAGUUGAAGGAUAUUGGGGGUGGACUGGUGACUGCAGGUAGUACGAUUCAGCUCCUAUUGCUGAUACAGAAAACAGGCCAAAACAGUAUUAACAGAUACAUAACGUGUCUGUGAUUUUUGUUUCCAUUAACCUACAAAAAACCUGUCUUUGACAUUCAUAGAUCAGACUCUCCAGGACAUUGUGCCAAAUAUGGAACAUAUUCCUUCAUUGAAGACCGAAUAAACAUGGUUUUGGAUCUUCAACUUGUCCAGAGCUCAGAAGUCCAAAGCAGCACCUGGUGUGAGAUAGAGGGUCUGAAGCGCAGUGUGCGGUUCCUGAAGGACCAAGGCAUGCAGGUGUCAGCCCUAAUAACCGACAGAAAUCGCCAGGUUGCUAAGUGGGUCAGUGAGGUGUUGUGUCCAGAAGGAACAAGCCAUUUCUACGACAUCUGGCAUAUUGGGAAAAGUCUACAAAAAGCACUGGAUACUGUGGCCAAGGAGAAGGAUUGCGAGGACCUGAAGCUAUGGAGACCCGCCAUCAUCAACCAUUUAUACUGGACUGCGUCUUCCUCCCCAAAUGGCGAUCCCGAUAAGAUGGAGGCCAAGUGGCAGAGCAUGCUGAACCAAGUUCAGGAUAUACAUGAACACAGCUACCUUUCAUUUCUGCAAUGUGCACACCCACUUCUGAAAGGAGAGGGAAGAAACAAGCAGUGGCUGGAACCAGGAUCAACAGCUGCGAUAAAGUUGGAAAGUGUUGCUUCCAGAAAGGCCCUGCUGAAGGAUAUUCGACAGCUUUCACUGCAACACCAAACAUUUUCCUUGGAGGCAUUCCAUUCUUUAAUCCUUCUUGGAAUGUACAGCAAGUAAAUGUUGAUGAAGGUUAAUGGAUGAAUAUGGCUAUAGCUAAUGCAGUCUAACACAGCAACCAAAACCUCAUUGAAAAAGGUCAAAAUUGUUCAAUACAACAGCAUCACAUAGCCUGCUGUCCGUAGAAAAAAAAAUGAAAUCGAAUCAUCGCUUCUUGAAACAUUUUUAACCUUACUAACCUCAUGCUGGAAUGUAUUGUA